AUGAAUAACGCGUCUAUAGCUUCUACAGACUGGCUCUGCAAUUCAAACGAAGCAAUAGAAAUACAGUUGCUUCAGCCAAAUUAUAAAGAACGAUUUUCACCAAGCUUCACUUAUCCAAUAUUUGGCGAACACGAACAAAUAUAUGGGUUCAAAAAUCUGAAAAUCAAAUUAUAUUACGCUUCUGGAAGUCUUUCGACGUAUUUCAACGUCUCUUAUGACCAAAAAAUAACAGAAAUCACGCCUGCAGCUCAACCAGACGAUGUAAUGGGCAAGAUAAAGGAAUUUAUUCCAAAUGAUUUCAUUACCAAUUAUGACACCUUUCUCAAUAUUGUGGAGUCAGAUUCACUAAAUUUUCGGCCUAUGGGUAAAAAAAUUGGUGAAUACCACAUUAGAAGAAAUGAUGAGGUUGACGACACGAAAUAUGAGAUUUACAAGACGAAUUUUAGUACUCCGAAAUUUAAAGAAUUCCAUAGACGAUUGCAGAUUUUUGCUCUUUUUUGCAUUGAGGGCGCUUCCUAUAUUGAUGAGGAUGAUGAAAAAUGGGAAAUCGCGCUAUUAUUUGAAAAGAAAAAUACGAGUGGUACGCAAAUAUAUAAUUUCGUAGGUUAUUGCACAAUGUAUGCGUAUUUUUAUUGUACUCGUGGUAAGCUCACUUCUGUCGAGAGAUCCUUGCCCCAAAAUUCCACAUUACCCCACGACAUACGAAUGAGGAUCAGUCAAUUUCUUAUUCUUCCCCCAUAUCAGUCACAAGGCCACGGUAAUAAAUUGUAUCAAUCACUUUACCAAAAUUUCUUGGCUAAUUCUUUGAUAAAAGAAAUCACCGUUGAAGAUCCCAAUGAACCAUUCCAAGAUCUGCGUGACAAGAAUGAUCUAAGAUAUUUGAUUGAUAGUAAAUUAUUAGAGAAUAUACAACUCCCGGUCGACAAGCAAACGGUGGAAAAAAUACGACAUAAAUGCAAAUUGAACGAGAGACAGAUGGCACGAUGUUUGGAAAUUUAUUUGUUACGGAAGUUAAACAAGACGAAUGAAAAUUCAUACAAAAAUUAUCGAUUGCACGUGAAAAAGCGUCUUUUUCGUCAUAAUGAAGACACUUUAAAUCAAUUGAGUAAGGAAGAAAGAUUACAGAAAUUAGAAGAAACUUAUCGAGGUGUCGAAGACGAUUAUCAAAGGAUAUUAUUACUUCUAUAG
Molecule: messenger RNA, 1188 nt
Organism: Ambispora leptoticha
Lineage: Eukaryota; Fungi; Glomeromycota; Glomeromycetes; Archaeosporales; Ambisporaceae
Source: the annotation of a GenBank genome assembly